AAAUGACAGUUGAAUUGACAUAAGGAUAACCUAUAAAUUUCCCGUAUCGAAUCUGAUACAAAGUAUAACAAAUUAAGACGUUAAUUAUACAAUAAAAAACCAGUCAUGAGCGAUUUGUCUGACUUUGGAAGUUCGAAGGCUGGAGACUCUGAACUCCAAGAUUUUCUCAUGGUAGAAAAACAGAAAGCUCAGUUCCAUGCUCAGAUACACGAGUUCAACGACUUCUGUUGGGAGAAGUGCGUGGACAAGCCAGGUGCCAAACUGGACAGCCGUACAGAGACUUGCAUCACCAACUGUGUGGAGCGCUUUAUUGACGUAUCUCUCCUCAUCACGAACAGAUUUGCCCAGAUGCUGGAGAAGGGAGGCGGCAUGCACUGACCUACUUCUGAAAUUUAGUCAUAAAUUCACAACAUUAAUAAUGUAGUUUAGGUCUUGAGAUGAUGUAACAUGUUGAAAAACGUUUGUUAUAGUUAAAUAUUGAUUUCUUGUAAUCUGACUUUUGCCAUAAUUUUUAAUGUACUUAGUCAAUGGUAUAUUUUAUGGCAUUCUCAGAUUCUGCAUUUAUAGAGGUUUAUGGAAUUAACCUUGAGUGCUGUCAAAACAUUGUAUACAUGCAUUAAAGAAUGAUACUCUUCUUAAAUGUACUUGAAACCACUCUAGAGUCAAACCAAGAUAAAUUGGCAGCGGUUUUGAUAGCCAUAACAGUGCAAGUGUUAUACUAAAUGUCAAACAUCUAUGAAAUUAUUAUUAUUUUACUGAACCUUUUGAACGCCACGCCUAUCGCACGCGGCGCGUAAUCGUGAACCUUGUCAUGCAUGCAUGCAUGAAGGUUGAUAUUGGGCUGUAGCCGCGCGCGUCAUAUGACGUCUUUGGCGGUCAAACGGUUAACUCUUGUACAGGCUGGGCUAUCAAAACCGCUGCCAACUUAGCUUGGUCGACUGUAGGUACAAUUGGCAGCAGAAGCUAAACUAUGGCUACUGCCACCACCUGUAUUCCAUUGCAUUACCUACGCUUGGUACACUUGAAUAUACCUGUUACCAUCACUUAUGGUAUAAUUAAAUAAAACAUUAAUAUCUUA
Molecule: messenger RNA, 1078 nt
Organism: Cydia pomonella (codling moth)
Lineage: Eukaryota; Metazoa; Arthropoda; Insecta; Lepidoptera; Tortricidae
Gene: Tim8
Product: mitochondrial import inner membrane translocase subunit Tim8
Exons: 2
Coding region: 106-378 (90 amino acids)
Source: RefSeq, a predicted model, not a curated record